CCCCGCUCCGCCGGCGCUCUGUGGUUUAAGAUGGCGGCGGGGGCUGCGGGGAAGAGCUCGUGAGCCCCAGCCCGGAGCUCCGCGGGAGCCGCCGGGACCGGCCGCGGGAGGACCGGGACGCGCCUGCCGGGCCGGGAGCGGCGGGAUGUGAGCGCGGCCCGCCAUGGGGCAGCAGGUGGGCCGCGUCGGGGAGCCGGGCGUGGGGUUCCAGCACCAGCCACCGCAGCAGCAGCAGCAGCCGCGGGGUCUGCGGGGGAGCAGCGCGGCCAGGCCGGCGGGCCGCCGGCGGGAGGCGGCCGGCCGCUCCGCAGAGGGAGGAUUCAAUGUCUUCACCCAGCACGAGGCCCUGCACCGCCCCUACGGCUGCGACGUUGAGCCCCAGGCACUGAAUGAAGCCAUCAGAUGGAGCUCCAAGGAGAACCUGCUUGGAGCCACUGAGAGCGAUCCCAAUCUCUUUGUUGCACUUUACGAUUUUGUAGCAAGUGGUGACAACACACUCAGCAUCACCAAAGGUGAGAAGUUGCGAGUCCUGGGUUACAACCAGAAUGGUGAAUGGAGUGAGGUACGUUCGAAGAACGGGCAGGGCUGGGUACCAAGCAACUACAUCACUCCAGUGAACAGCCUGGAGAAGCACUCGUGGUACCACGGGCCGGUGUCCCGCAGUGCAGCAGAGUAUCUGCUCAGCAGCCUUAUCAAUGGCAGCUUCCUGGUCCGGGAAAGUGAGAGCAGCCCAGGGCAGUUGUCCAUCUCGCUCAGGUAUGAAGGACGUGUUUACCACUACAGGAUCAACACAACCUCGGAUGGCAAGGUCUAUGUGACAGCAGAAAGCCGUUUCAGCACCCUGGCAGAGCUGGUGCACCAUCACUCAACAGUGGCAGAUGGCCUGGUGACAACUCUGCAUUACCCAGCACCCAAGUGCAAUAAGCCCACCGUGUAUGGAGUGUCCCCCAUCCAUGACAAGUGGGAGAUGGAGCGUACCGACAUCACCAUGAAGCACAAGCUCGGGGGAGGGCAGUAUGGAGAAGUCUACGUGGGGGUCUGGAAGAAAUACAAUCUCACAGUGGCUGUGAAAACGUUAAAGGAAGAUACCAUGGAGGUGGAAGAGUUCUUGAAAGAAGCUGCUGUGAUGAAGGAGAUCAAGCAUCCAAAUCUAGUGCAGUUGUUAGGUGUGUGCACCCUGGAGCCCCCCUUUUACAUCGUGACAGAGUACAUGCCCUACGGGAACCUGCUGGACUACCUGCGCGAGUGUAACCGCGAGGAGGUCAGCGCUGUUGUGCUGCUCUACAUGGCCACCCAGAUCUCCUCUGCCAUGGAGUACCUGGAGAAGAAGAACUUCAUCCACAGGGACCUGGCAGCACGGAACUGCUUAGUUGGAGAAAACCACGUGGUGAAGGUGGCUGACUUUGGCUUAAGUCGACUCAUGACUGGUGAUACCUACACAGCCCAUGCUGGGGCCAAGUUCCCAAUCAAAUGGACAGCUCCUGAGAGCCUGGCCUACAACACCUUUUCAAUCAAAUCAGAUGUGUGGGCCUUUGGGGUGCUGUUAUGGGAAAUUGCUACCUAUGGGAUGUCACCAUAUCCAGGCAUUGACCUCUCUCAGGUGUAUGAUCUGCUGGAAAAGGGCUAUCGGAUGGAGCAACCAGAGGGGUGCCCUCCCAAGGUGUAUGAACUGAUGAGGGCAUGCUGGAAGUGGAACCCACCAGACCGACCUUCCUUUGCUGAGACCCACCAGGCUUUUGAAACCAUGUUCCAUGACUCGAGCAUCUCAGAGGAGGUAGCAGAGGAGCUUGGAAGAACAGCCUUGUCCUCAUCCAUCAUUCCUUACCUGCCCCGCUUACCCAUGCUUCCCUCCAAAACAAGAACACUGAAGAAACAGGCAGAGAACAAGGAGAACAUUGAAGGAACACAGGACACUGUGGAGCACUCAGCAUCCAGCUCAGCACCAGUGGCCUCCUCAGUACAGACAACAGACAAGUCACAUACAGAAAUGAAAGAAAGUAAAGAAAAAAUAAAAUGCAAGUGCUCGCUUCUUCCCUCAUUAUAUCUCUGCAGCACCUGGGCAGGUUUCUUCAGAAGCACACAGCCAACAGGCGGGUCCCCCGCGCUGCCCCGCAAGCAGAGGGACAAGUCCCCCAGCAGCCUCCUGGAGGAUGCCAAAGAGACCAUGUUCACCAGGGACAGGAAAGGGGGCUUCUUCAGCUCCUUCAUGAAGAAGAGGAAUGCUCCCACGCCUCCCAAGCGCAGCAGCUCCUUCCGGGAGAUGGAGAACCAGCCUCAUAAGAAAUAUGAGCUGACGGGUAACUUUUCCUCUGUUGCUUCCUUGCAGCACGUGGACGGGUUCUCCUUUGCUCCCGCACAGCAGGACACGAGCCUGACUCCCCCCAAGUGCUACGGAGGGGGCUUUGUACAGAGGACCUUCUACAGCGAGGAGGGCACUGGGCCCAGCAAUGCUGGGGCUGUGAGCACUGGUGGAGGGUGGUCGGGCAUCACUGGCUUCUUCACGCCACGCCUGAUUAAAAAGACGCUGGGUUUACGAGCAGGAAAACCCACUGGCAAUGAAGAAGCUUCAAAGCCUUUUCCAAGGUCAAACUCUACAUCUUCCAUGUCCUCAGGGCUUCCAGAACAGGAUAGGAUGGCAAUGACCCUUCCCAGAAAUUCCCAGAGGUCAAAAAUUCAGCUGGAACGGACUGUAUCCACCUCCUCCCAGCCCGAUGAGAGCACAGAGAGGGCCAGUGACCUGAUUCCCAAAAGGUUUGAAGAAGGCCCUGCUUUGACCAGAGAGAGACCAAAAGCAAAACUCUUGCCAAGGGGUGCCACAGCACUCCCUUUUCGAACUCCCUCCAUGUCAGAAGAAAAGGAGGGUCCAGGGCUAGUGGCAGCUCCUAAGGGCAAGGAAAAAAACAGUGGCCCACGACAAGGAGCCCUUGAGGAUGGCGAGAGGCCGGGGUGGUCAUCUCCAGUAAAGGCUGCAGCAAUACUUCCAACCACUCAUAACCACAAAGUGCCAGUCCUAAUCUCACCCACUCUAAAACACACUCCAGCAGACGUGCAGCUCAUUGGCACAGACUCUCAGGGUAAUAAAUUUAAGCUCUUAUCUGAGCAUCAGGUCACUUCUUCUGGCGACAGGGACCGGCCCAGACGGGUAAAACCAAAGUGUGCUCCACCUCCACCACCGGUGAUGCGGCUCCUCCAGCAGCCAGCUGCCUGCUCGGAUGCAGCAGAAGAGCUGAGCGGCGUGGCGGGAGCGCAGCACGGACUGGAAUCCAAUGAAGGGAGUAAGAAGGCAGCAGCAGCACCUGUUGGUGGAAAAUCUGGGAGGCCCGUGAUGCCUCCGCCCCAAGUGCCUCUGUCAUCGUCUUCCACCUCCCCAGUGAAAAUGGCCAAUGGCACGGCCGGCACCAAGGUAGCGCUGAGAAAGACCAAACAGGCGGCUGAGAAAAUCCCCGCAGACAAGAUCAGCAAGGAGGCACUGCUGGAGUGCGCGGGUCUCCUCUCAAGCGCCAUCGCCGAGCCCACGCCCAACAGCCAGCUGGUGGACACGGGGCACCAGCUGCUGGAUUACUGCUCAGGCUACGUGGACUGCAUCCCGCACACGCGCAACAAAUUUGCCUUCCGGGAAGCCGUGAGCAAACUGGAACUCAGCCUGCAGGAGCUGCAGGUGUCCUCGACAGCUGCUGGCAUCCAUGGGGCGAGCCCCGUCCUUAAUAACUUAUUGUCAUGUGUCCAAGAAAUCAGUGAUGUGGUGCAGAGGUAGCUACUGUCAAUCUGGGUAAGAGAAACACACACGGGGAGGGAGGGACUGUUUUUCUGUACUGAUGCUUUCAAAAGGAAAGACUGAUACUUGAGUAUGUGAAGUACCUCAGAUCACUGAGUUCUCCUCACGUUUACAGGUUCAUCUCAAAAAAUUGGGGAUGGAGAGGAUAGAUUAAAGCUGUAAGGGGCAGAAUAUCAAAGAUCUGUCCCCACCUAGUCAGGCUGAUCUGCUUGGUAUGGCAAGGGAAAGAAAGUUCCUUCUCCUCCCCUACAGAGGCAGGAGAACCCAUGGCAGGUUCUCCCUCUGGGCAGGAUGGUGGUGACAGCCAGAAUCCUGGGGUGGCUGCAGCUGUCUGGCAGAGCAGCCGGAGCAGCUUGGGAGGGGGGUCAUGUACAGCUGGGGAAAAGGUCUAAUGCACUGACAGUAUUCAGAGCUGCUGGAGGUGGAUGCACUGGUCUGGAUGGCUUAACUUCCACAGCACUGUUGCUGCUGUAAUGAGAACUGCAAGAUUAGUUAAUAUAUGAAACUGUCCCCUUUCCCUCCUGUCCACCUCAUCCACCAUGUUCUCAUUGUCAUUGUAUUGGAAGUGUCAGGGAUACUGGGCAUACUUACCACUGGAAUUCCCCCUUCCCACCACACAGCCUUCACUCAGCUGAUACCUAUUUCUAGUGGUCUAGCACAGGUGCUGCUUGAUGGUCAUUUUUGAGUAGUUUGGGGCUCUUGCAGAACCUGCCAGUGUUGUUGGUGGGGUGGGUGGGUUCUUCCUUUUUUUUAAGUUCUAGAUUGUUUUAAACUUGUUACCAGGUUGACUGCCCAGUUCAGUUUGAUCACUGUGAGGACCCAUGGUAGGUAAGGCAGAGCCUCUGCUCUGCCCCCCUGGCUGUUCUCCACAUUCCUUUAGCAGUCACAGCACUGCAGGGCCAGCUGGAGAACCAGAAAGUACAGCCCAGCCUGCCCACCAUAUGUCCUUACUGCUGCAGGAUUCCCUGGACCUGUCCCUAACCCUUCACACUACCAGAUUCCUGGGAUUUGUUCUGGUGUUUACCUGUCUCACAGGCUUCCAGCUUCUCUACAUCCCAAGGUGAUAAAGUAUGGCAGCACACAGGAAACACCAGAGGUAUCUCCAUUUAUUUAUUCCUGUAUUUUAAAGGCUAGACCAGAAUCCUGUGCUGUGGUGUAGGGAAUGUGCCCAUAACUUGUGCACUUCUGUGCCUGAGGUGUGGCAACAAAAAGCUGUGGCUCUGCCUUGAAGGGUUCCCACUGGGUCUCUAAUGCCUUCUAACAACCCCAGAAUGAGAGCAGCUGAGUGGUUUGCAUUGUCAUUCUUGGUUCUUGUGCUGUUUGCAGACUGUUGUGGCCUCAAAAAGCUGGUCUGUGUCUAUGCACAACUCCCCAAGGUGUAAAUGUAGGAAGAGCUCAGUUGCUGGUUUGUGAAAGGAAAGGAAACAGGCCUGAAACCUGGCUCCAAAUACAGCUUACCUGCAUGCUGCUGCUCACUUCACACUGCUGCUGAUAGAGGAUCUCACUUGCUUUGCACCUUAAGUCUUUUUUUUUUUUGGCUGAAAUGCUUUCUAAACUUGUUUUUCAAGUGUGGCUGUGCUGCCUUUAGUCUGAGCAUUUCGAGUGGAGCUGUGGCACAGGUGUGACUUUAGAAGGUGGGCACUUUGUUUCUGUCUAGAAGCACAUGUUGGUGCUUGGAAGCAGGCUGGGUGUCUCAGCAAGUGUCCCUGUUUUUUCCACAGAGCAUAGUGAGACAGGCCUGGAAAAAUCUUUAGAAAUGGGCUGAGAAUCCUCAUUUCAUUACUGGUCUGAGCUAAGCAAAGUUGUUUCAGGGUGUGUGGCGGCACAGCAGAGGAGCAGCACAUGAGGUACAAUGGACCAAUGAGCUUCUGUAGCCCAGUAAGUGAAGUGGUGAGGGGGAAAAAGAACCAAGCAACCCCUGGUGCUGGCAAGUCCUGAUCCCCUGCAGCCCUCAGGGCUGUCCCAAGGCUCUUCCACAGGCAGAGCACCAACCCCUAAUCUCCUAGACUUUACUGAGGGCUUUUGUGGUUUACCUUAUCUCUUUCAGUCAUCUUCAUGGAAGGUGUGCAUCCAAACUGACUGCCUUUGGAAAGGUGACCUGCAAAGGGAAGGUGGCUUGUGGCAUUGCUUCACAUGGCCUGUCAAACAAUCAGAAGGAUUUAGAAGGUGGGGGGGCUCUCUUUUCUUCAGGGCAGAAGGAUAGGUCUUGCUUACCCUGGCAGGCCAUCACAUGGUUCCAUGAUUGUACUGCUGCUCAGCCUGGGACAAAGGGGCUGGAACUGAAGGGAUUCCAGGGGAAAGGAAUCUUAACCAGAACAUUUUAAAGUUUUGCCCAAUUCUGAUGAGUAUUUUGAAAGAAACUUUUUUUUUUUCCCCUAAAUGCCAGUCUUCCAGAAAAGCUGCAGCAAAAGUGGUAGAAUAGCAACAUGGAAUUUCUAACUACUAGAACUACUAGAACUCCCCUCUUGCAGCCCUUUCUGAAGAAAGCACCUGUGUCCCAAUGAACACUGUGGGCCGUCCCCACUUCCUUUCAGGUGCCCCAUUUUCUCCUUGCCACCGCAGCAGGAGAUGGGCAGUGGGACAGGGCAGCAUCCAACUGCUUUUCCAGAGUCACAGAAUGGCUGAGGUUGGAGGGUACUUUGGAGGUCACCUGGUCCAAACACUCCUCCCAAGCAGGGCCACCAAGAGUCACCUGUGAGGACCAUGUCCAGGCAGCUUUUGGGCAUCUCCAAGCACAGAGACUCUACAACCCCUGUGCCCAAUACAGGAGCCCCUUUAGUGCUGACCCCUCCUGUGGUGCAAAAUCAAAGGCCGGUGGAAUUUGGGGAUUUGCCUGUUGUCAUGGGAAGGGUUUUCCCUGCCCUUACCUAUCAUCUAACAUCAGGUAGGCACAUUGUGGCAGAGGCAGUGCUGACUUGACAGGGUUUCUUUUCCCCCUAAAGUGGAGGCUGCAGAAUUGCUGGGACUUCUGCUGCCCUGGAGCAGAUUCCCAAACUGCAAUGUUCCCCUGCCCUCUGGCAGGAUAGCAAGAGGAAUCUGGGAAAGCUGGUUCUGCUGUAAAUUACCAUCCAGUUGUCCUUCCUUCCACUGCUGCUUCUGAAACUUUUACCAUUCCCUCUCCCUUUAGCUAGGUCUGCCUUUCUCUUCAGCCUUAAAGGUCUCCACUGUGGCCAGUUCUCUGUUUUCAGCCUGGCACCAGACGUGCAAAGGAAUGUGUGGGUGCUGACACCCCAUUAUUUGUCUCAGUGAAGAGCACUUCAUGCUCCAUGGUUUGGGGAGGGGACAAGGCAGAAGUCCUGUUAUUUCUUCCCCUCAGCACUGUCAGACAGAUGUGGGGGCACAGCUGGAGCUGGGCUCUCUCUCUUGCACUGCUGUGGGCCAGAAUUUAAAGCAGUUGUCUUUGCCAUGGGAAUGGCACCCACGGGCCUGGUACCGCCAAGCACAAAGCACAGAGUGAGCUCAGGGGGCCACAUUCUCUUCCUACCAUUGUGGGAAUUAGCUGACUCACAGGUGCAAUUCUCUCUUCUUCCUGCACUGUACACCCUUAACCCAAGUGGUGCACUUGAUUUAGUCAUGUUCUUCAUUAGUGUGGGCAGGGGUGAAGCUGAGCUAGGAGUCGGGGUCUUGGGACUGCAUCAGCUUCAGCAGUGGGAAAGGGGAAUUGAAGGGAGCAGCGUUGCUGAUGCAGAACAAGCAGGGAGGGAGAGAGGAAGGUUUUGCUUGUCCUCCUCAGGAUUUUCUCCUGGGUGCCACUGGCCCUGUGUCUGUGAACCAUGGCCAAACACGAAGGCUGACAUCUGUCAGUGUGUUUUUGCAGGAGUUGUGGGGCACAGGGAACCAAACCCCACAGUGGAGACAGGGCAGCCCCUCCCCACCAGGCAGAGGUGUGGGGUGGGUUACACUGCAGCCACAGAGCAGUCCCAACCCUCAUGUCCUACACUUACCUGAGGCAGGCUUUUCCUCCAGGGCAUCCACAGCACUGACAGGCACCAGUGACUCCACAGAAUGGUGGUUAGAAAGCCAUCAGGCUGCUGCCUUCUCUGUGACACAGCUCAGCCCUGCUGCUCACCAGGAGCUGGCAGGGAGACUUAAAGGUAACUGCAGCACAUGUGGAAACCUCCCAGGGCACUGUCCAGCACGGUGGUUGCUGGGGUGGUGCUGCACAUCCCUGGAGUGUGGAACAAAGCCCUCAGCCCAUUCUCUGGUAGCAGGCCACAGGAGGUUCUGGGACACUGACUCGUUUCUCACAGCUCCAGGCUAAGCAAUGUCUGUACCAAAGGAGGUCGUUCUUCCCCAUGUGUCUGUUGUGCACGGGAGGCGGAGCCUGCUUGGCUCACAUGGCACUGUUUGUGUUAGUAGUGAACUCGCUGAGGGCAGGAAUGGAUUGAAAUGAAUCACGUUAAUCACCAUCACUCUUAGCAGUGUUGUCAACUGUUUUUGUUUUUUAAUUGUUACUGUAAUAUAUUUUGGUUGUUUUUCUAAUUUAAUUCUCUCACUAUCGUCUGACUGUGAACUGCGAACAGUGUUAAACGUGAUGUAAAUAAGGCCCUUGGAAGGGCCUCUUUGCCUGUCGUUCCACAAAGUUUUGCCAAUUAGCAUUUUGUUUUAAAUAAAGGUUGCAAUAUUUUAUUGGCAAAAACCA
Messenger RNA from Vidua macroura (Pin-tailed whydah), 8417 nucleotides. RefSeq names its product ABL proto-oncogene 2, non-receptor tyrosine kinase (gene ABL2). The transcript is spliced from 12 exons. NCBI's taxonomy places the organism in Eukaryota, Metazoa, Chordata, Aves, Passeriformes, Viduidae. The record is from RefSeq and is a predicted model, not a curated record. Gene Ontology annotation, molecular function: ATP binding; protein binding; non-membrane spanning protein tyrosine kinase activity. Bases 164 to 3754 code for a protein of 1196 amino acids. Gene Ontology annotation, biological process: regulation of apoptotic process; protein phosphorylation.